Molecule: messenger RNA, 1082 nt
Organism: Melozone crissalis (California towhee)
Lineage: Eukaryota; Metazoa; Chordata; Aves; Passeriformes; Passerellidae
Product: zinc transporter ZIP1-like
Exons: 3
Coding region: 1-726 (241 amino acids)
Biological process (GO): zinc ion transmembrane transport
Cellular component (GO): plasma membrane
Molecular function (GO): zinc ion transmembrane transporter activity
Source: RefSeq, a predicted model, not a curated record
AUGGAUGGCCUCUGUGUGGGCAUCUGGAUCAUGAACCAGGGGCUGGAGAAGCCUUGGUGGUUCAACCACUCCAAAGUCUGGCCCCAAGCCGAUCUCUACACGAAGAUUCUUGUUGCCUACAGCAGUGCUCAAGUUUGCAUGCAGAGUGUGGGCCAAUAUUACCUCAGCAUCGUCCUCCUCAUCCUCAUGGACUCGCGGGCGCUGCUGCCCAACGGUUCCUCCAUCCAGGCCGCGGCUCCCGGCCCCGGCGUCCCGGUGGGCUCGGCGGUGCCCGCUGCCCCCGGGGCGCUGCGGGCCGGGGCGCUAGCGCUGGCGCUGCACGCGGUGCUGGAGGGGCUGGCGCUGGGGCUGCGCGAGGGGGACGCGGCGGCGCUGCGGGUGCUGCGGGUGCUGCUGCUGCACAAGGGCGCCGUGGCCUUCGGCCUCUCGCUGGAGCUGCUGCGGAGCCGCCUGCGCCCACCCGCCGUGGCCUCGUGCCUGGUGCUGCUGGCCCUCAUGUCCCCGCUGGGCGUCGGGGUGGGCACGGCGCUGGCGGCGGGCGCGGGGCCGAGGCAGCGCCUGUGCCGGGCCGUGCUGGAGGGCUUGGCGGCCGGCACCUUCCCCUUCGUCACCUUCCUGGAGAUUCUGCCCCAGGAGCUGGGAGUGCCGCGGAAUCGCAUCCCCAAGGUGACCCUGAUCCUCGCCGGCUUCGCGUUGGUCAGCGCCAUCCUCUUCGUCAAAGGAUGAGAUCCGCCGGGAUCUGCGCCCCGGCCUUGGAGGAUCCUGUGGGAUUCCUGUACCCCGAAGUGCCAAAGUGCCUCUCCCAGCUCUGUGCCUCAGUUUCCCUCUCUAACCUGUCCUCUUUCUCAAGCCCGACCUGGGAUCCCCCAUUCUCGCUCCCACCCUGCACUCCCCUUUUCCAAAGUGCCAAAGUGCCUCUCUCAGCGCUGUGCCUCAGUUUCCCCAUCUGCACAAGGGAUCGGUGCUGUGACCCCCCCCCCCGGACACCGGGAGGGGGUGAAUGUCCCCCCACCCCCCCAAUAACCACAAGUGCCCUUAUGGACUCCCCCGGAUUUGGGGGUGUUGGAUGAAGCAAAUAAAGA